CGGGAUGCCAGUGGUGGUGGCAAAAAGAGAAGCCUCAAAGAGCUCAGAGGCAAAAUUGCACUUGGGUUCUUGCCCCUUGCAUCACUCUUGCCUUGAGUGUGGGAGAACACUUCUGUUUUAACACGCUCCGGGGAAAGAAAGCCUCUGUCCCAGGGGAGGAAAGGCAUCAGACGGGGCAGAGACUGCUGCUACCUGCAGGGUGCUCCCCACCCCCCACCCCCAACCCAGGCGCCUGCUUUCGUCCCCUCCCCUCCUGCUUUCGUCCCCUGCCCCCACCUCCUUAUUGGUGCUGGUUUGCAGCGCUUGGCUCCUGCGCCUCCGCUUCGUGUUUGAAUCUGGAUCUCCCCUCCGUAUUAUGUCUGCACUCCGAAGGAAAUUUGGGGACGAUUACCAGGUAGUGACCACUUCGUCCAGCGGUUCGGGCUUGCAGCCCCAGGGGCCAGGACAGGGCCCACAGCAGCAGCUUGUACCCAAGAAGAAACGGCAGCGGUUCGUGGACAAGAACGGUCGGUGCAAUGUGCAGCACGGCAACCUGGGCAGCGAGACCAGUCGCUACCUUUCCGACCUCUUCACUACCCUGGUGGAUCUCAAGUGGCGUUGGAACCUCUUUAUCUUCAUCCUCACCUACACCGUGGCCUGGCUCUUCAUGGCGUCCAUGUGGUGGGUGAUCGCUUAUACCCGGGGCGACCUGAACAAAGCCCAUGUCGGCAACUACACUCCCUGUGUGGCCAAUGUCUAUAACUUCCCCUCUGCCUUCCUUUUCUUCAUCGAGACCGAGGCCACCAUCGGCUAUGGCUACCGCUACAUCACCGACAAGUGCCCCGAGGGCAUCAUCCUUUUCCUUUUCCAGUCCAUCCUUGGCUCCAUCGUGGACGCUUUCCUCAUCGGCUGCAUGUUCAUCAAGAUGUCCCAGCCCAAAAAGCGCGCCGAGACCCUCAUGUUUAGCGAGCAUGCGGUUAUUUCCAUGAGGGACGGAAAACUCACUCUCAUGUUCCGGGUGGGCAACCUGCGCAACAGCCACAUGGUCUCCGCGCAGAUCCGCUGCAAGCUGCUCAAAGGAUGACUUGUCAAGCUCGAACAUCAUACACCGAAGAUGAAGUUCUUUGGGGUCAUCGUUUUUUCCCUGUAAUUUCUUUAGAAGAAGGAUUCUUUAAAGUCGAUUACUCCCAGUUCCAUGCAACCUUUGAAGUCCCCACCCCUCCGUACAGUGUGAAAGAGCAGGAAGAAAUGCUUCUCAUGUCUUCCCCUUUAAUAGCACCAGCCAUAACCAACAGCAAAGAAAGACACAAUUCUGUGGAGUGCUUAGAUGGACUAGAUGACAUUAGCACAAAACUUCCAUCGAAGCUGCAGAAAAUUACGGGGAGAGAAGACUUUCCCAAAAAACUCCUGAGGAUGAGUUCUACAACUUCAGAAAAAGCCUAUAGUUUGGGUGAUUUGCCCAUGAAACUCCAACGAAUAAGUUCGGUUCCUGGCAACUCUGAAGAAAAACUGGUAUCUAAAACCACCAAGAUGUUAUCAGAUCCCAUGAGCCAGUCUGUGGCCGAUUUGCCACCGAAGCUUCAAAAGAUGGCUGGAGGACCUACCAGGAUGGAAGGGAAUCUUCCAGCCAAACUAAGAAAAAUGAACUCUGACCGCUUCACAUAGCAAAACACCCCAUUAGGCAUUAUUUCAUGUUUUGAUUUAGUUUUAGUCCAAUAUUUGGCUGAUAAGAUAAUCCUCCCCGGGAAAUCUGAGAGGUCUAUCCCAGUCUGGCAAAUUCAUCAGAGGACUCUUCAUUGAAGUGUUGUUACUGUGUUGAACAUGAGUUACAAAGGGAGGACAUCAUAAGAAAGCUAAUAGUUGGCAUGUAUUAUCACAUCAAGCAUGCAAUAAUGUGCAAAUUUUGCAUUUAGUUUUCUGGCAUGAUUUAUAUAUGGCAUAUUUAUAUUGAAUAUUCUGGAAAAAUAUAUAAAUAUAUAUUUGAAGUGGAGAUAUUCUCCCCAUAAUUUCUAAUAUAUGUAUUAAGCCAAACAUGAGUGGAUAGCUUUCAGGGCACUAAAAUAAUAUACAUGCAUACAUACAUACAUGCAUAUGCACAGACACAUACACACACAUACUCAUAUAUAUAAAACAUACCCAUACAAACAUAUAUAUCUAAUAAAAAUUGUGAUGUUUUGUUCAAAUUUGUAUUUCUCGUGCAUGUUUACUUUAUUAGACUAGGAAGGCUGCUGGCAUUGAUUAUGAAUACCAAAUAUUUUAGCCUUAAAUUAUUUGUUAUUUAAAAAUCUGAUUUAAUGUUUUCUGCUGUUGAGGUCAAGGAAUCUUUCAACUGUAUUUUAUCAUGAAAGGGUAGCAGAUUUGUGGUGUUUUUGACACCAUAGUGACAUCAUUAUUAUGCAUUUAAUUUGUAAAUUUUAGAGUGUACCAGUACAUGGCACACAUCACUGAACUUUUCUUAUGAUUUUUAGAAGUCACUAGAACUUGGGUGGGGGCGGGGUGAAUAAGAGUUAUUUAACUCAUCAAUUCUGAAACUCACUAAUAUCUAGAAGUUGGUUUUGUACUCCAAUAAAAAUAUGAGCUCUGAACAAAUGCUGAAUCAUUGGAACUGUCAGUAGCCAGGUUAUUGUGACUAUGUCAGAGUCUGUGUGAAACUGACAGGGUAAAUGGUGCCUGUGUCAAAAUGAGUUGGUUGAAAAUGUUUUCUUCUUUUUCUGGAACUUUUGUCAUCCAUAAAGACUCGUAGGUAUUUCAGGAGACAUAACAGCACAAUGAAACAGAUGAUAAAUACUUGUGCUGGAAAUGUGUACGUAUGCCUAACAGAGACUUUUAUGCUGCUCUCCUGUUUGUGGCAUUUGUUGUGAAAGGACAGAUUAUUUUCCUGGUCUGGGGAACCUAUCCCAGGUCUGUCACUCAUAAUUUAGCACAGACCUGAGAGAAAUUAAAAUCAAACGAAUUGACAAUGUUUGUACACUCAGGAUCUUUUUGAUUUUGUUUAGGUGUUGAACAAUUCUUUUACUGUUGCCUUGAAUCCCUGACAUCCAGAAUAAUUUUAGCAGUACUACCUUUCAACCCCCAACAUCUGGCUGUUAUCAAACUUGAUCAGUAGUAUAUCUUUAACACAAUGCUUUAGAAUAAAAAGGGUGGUUUUUUUUUUUUUGAAAGUGCACAAGUACUUCUUUGUGUACUAACAUAGAUUUUCCUAUACAUUUUUGACGGUAUUUAUAAUCCACCUUGGCCCGGAAUUAACCCACUUCUCAUUAAUAUAUAGAUCACUGAUGGUUGGUUUGAGCACACAGCAUUCCUAAUUGUUUAAUGAUCCUGCGAUAAUUUUAUUAGAGGCAAAUUAUUACAUCUACAGUAUAUCAUCCAUUAUAUCUUCUGGCUACCUCUGUAUCAACCAAAUUCUGUAGGUGCAAACACAUAACAGGGAAUAACUACUGGAAAAAUGGUCAACAUUAGCAUCCAUCCACUGUGAAUCGAGCAGUUGUCCUACCCCUUGAUCACCAAAUGUUCUUAUUUGCUAGACGGAGGUGAUGAUUAACAGACAGAAAAGGGGGACUAGUGGGGAAAGUAUAUUUAGCAGUGGAGGAAGCUGCAUAGAUCAUUUAGUCCAACACCUUAAAACUAUACAGAGCCAUACUAUUCUUUGGAGAGUCAUUUUAACUUGUUUUUGGUAUUGUGAAAAACCAAAAGCAAACUCUCUGAAUUUAUUCAUUUAACAAAAUUUUUGCAUGCCUUCUUUGACCUAGGCAUUGUUUUCUAGUGUAGUUCCUGGGGAUUUAGACAUGUACAAUGUAUCAGCAAGAGAGUGUAGGGAGAGAGAAUGAGAGAGAGAGGGAGAGAGGAGGGAGGGAGAGAGGGAGAGAGAGAGAGAGAGAGAGAGAGAGAGAGAGAGAGAGAGAGAGAGAGAGAGAGAGAGAGGAGGGAGGGAGAGAGGGAGAGAAAGAGAGAGAGAGAGAGAGAGAGAGAGAGAGAGAGAGAGAGAGAGAGAGAAUGAGAAUCCAGUAGUCAACAUUUCAACUAGGAGAAUGAAAACAAGGUAGCAAUGGAAAAGGGUAUAGGAUGAUAUGUAUUCAGAAAGUGAUACUUAGGGAGUUGGUUGACAUUAGGAGUGAAAACUCAAUGAUGAAAAAGAGCCAGUGUUGCCAAAAAUCAAUUCAAGUGAACAGUACACUUUUACCUUUUCCGCAUACGUGUGGGAACAGUAUGAUUUCUGCAUGUACUUGCAGUUUAACCCCUAUUUCUAGGUUGAUCAUAGGAUCCAGUCUGCCCAGGAAAAUUGAAGUUUAUACUUGUUGUACUUGUGUAAUUAUUAGUAGCCCUCUCUUUGAAUCCUAUUAUGUCCUGGUUUGGAUGAUAUAUGGUAAAGUUUUGUUGACACUAACAAAAUUAUUGACUCUAAUAUAUUUGGAAAAAAUAAAGAAUUGCUUUACUUCUC
This is a messenger RNA of Rattus norvegicus (Norway rat), 4417 nucleotides long. It is a transcript of the gene Kcnj3, whose product is annotated as potassium inwardly-rectifying channel, subfamily J, member 3. Lineage: Eukaryota; Metazoa; Chordata; Mammalia; Rodentia; Muridae. The record is from RefSeq and is a predicted model, not a curated record. Gene Ontology annotation, molecular function: inward rectifier potassium channel activity; G-protein activated inward rectifier potassium channel activity. Gene Ontology annotation, cellular component: inward rectifier potassium channel complex; membrane; parallel fiber to Purkinje cell synapse. Gene Ontology annotation, biological process: potassium ion transport; regulation of presynaptic membrane potential; potassium ion import across plasma membrane.